Messenger RNA from Ceutorhynchus assimilis (cabbage seed weevil), 1356 nucleotides. Lineage: Eukaryota; Metazoa; Arthropoda; Insecta; Coleoptera; Curculionidae. The record is from the annotation of a GenBank genome assembly.
AUGACUUGGCUCAAAGUGCCAAUUUUUCUUUUUCUCACAUCCUGUGCUCUAGGAUCUGAAAGUUAUACACCAAUUCCUGACUCUUUGCGAAUUGGUGUGGGUUCAUCAGCUUAUCAAGUUGAAGGAGGGUGGGAUGCGGACGGUAAAGGUGAAAGCUGGUGGGAUUCUUCCUUGAACGACGGCACAAGCAAAACCGCCGAUGGCAAAAAUGGUAACGUAGCUGGAGAUCAGUACCAUAAAUGGCAAGAAGAUGUACAAAUUAUGAAGGAUAUUGGCGCGCAAUAUUAUAGAAUUUUACCUACAGGAUUCGCUAAUGUUACAAAUCAAGCUGGAAUUGAUUAUUAUUUAAACCUUCUCAAAGAGCUCAAAGCAAAUAACAUCGACGCAGCGGUAACUUUGUAUCAUUGGGAGCUUCCGGAAAAUCUGGAAAAAUAUGGUGGAUGGUUGAACGAAGAAACUGCCGAAUUUUUUGGCGACUACGCUCGAGUGGCUUUUGAACGUUUUGGUGAUUACGUCAAGUAUUGGCUGACUAUCAAUGAACCACAUGUAUUUUGUCUUGGAGGAUAUGGUUCUUAUCAUGGCAUGGGUUUUAUGUGUCCAGCACAGUCCGAUGUAAACGUUACCAAAAUCUACCAGUGUAGCAAAGUAGCACUUCUGGCACACGCCACUGCCUAUCAUAUUUAUGAUACUGAAUUUAGAAAGAAACAAGGAGGUAAAAUUACUUUGGUCACUGAUAGUUCUUGGUAUGAACCCAUCUCCAACAGUACAAAAUAUUUAGAAGCGUGGGACAGACAAAUGCAAUUCCAAUUAGGUUGGUUUGCUCAUCCUGUUUAUAUUGGUAACUGGCCACAAGUGAUGAUUGAUCGUAUUGGCGAAAGAAGCAAAGGAGAAGGUUUUGCUCAAAGCAGACUUCCUGAACUUAGUCAACAGGAAAUUGAUUUUAUUAGAGGGACAUUUUAUUUUUUUGCAUUAAACACAUAUUCAAGUACAUUGAUUGGAUGGGCAGAUGACGCACCGAUUUCAACCCCAAGUUUCGAUUUGGAUUGCUGUGUGUUUAGCUCAUCUGAUCCUUCGUUGACUGUCGCUGAAGUUGGCUAUGUAGUUUCUUGGCCUUUGGGCAUUAGGAAGCUAGGUUAUUUGCAGAACGUUGUGGACGCCGUUACCAUAGAUAAUGUUCCUGUAACCCAUUACACGGUUUGGAGUAUAAUUGAUACUUUCGAGUGGGGCAGCGGAUACACAGUCAAAUUUGGAAUUAUUGCCAGAGUCGAUUUUGAUAGCGAUGAAGAAACGAGGACAUACAAAGAUUCUGCUUAUUGGUUUAAAAACGCUACUACAAACAGAUGCUUGAAUUGUUGA